UACGUCUUUCUACGAGUCACAAGUAGUUGGAGUUGGAGUAGUGUAGGAACGCCGAGAGGAGUGUGAAGGUAGUAAUUGGAAUAGCGGCUGUUAUUUACUGUGUUACGUUGGCCGCAGAAGGUUAAGAGCGAGAAACAUUUCUCUUUUCAAGAUCUCAGCGGAGUGACAUAAAACGCACGACGACGAGAGAGAGAGAGAAGAAAGGAAGCAAGAGUGAAACUGUACGCGUAUUCCGGAGUAUACGUGCUAGUGCGACAAAUCUCGCGAGACGCGUGCAGUUGGCGUCGCGAGGUUGAAUCCUUCGAUCAAUUCAGGGACGGAAGUGCGCAGGAAUACGCUCGAGAACGAGGAGGCCAACGAGAGCAGCCUAGCAAACGGCCCAGUGGAUCAGCCAUUGGCGUAACGAUCGUCCACGGCCGUGAGGAAGACGAACAAACGUCUCUCGUGUCGGCCAUCUUUGCAAAGGGAAGUUGCCGUGUCGGGGAAGCGCGAGCUGAGCUCUACGUGCGUUCUCUGUGUGAGGAGAGGGAUCUGUGCGCACGCGAGAGAGCGAAAGAGAGAGAGGGAGCGAGAGCAAGCGAGAAAGCGUGUGUACGGAAAGGGGAAGAGGAGAGGCCGAGGGCGAGAAACGACGUUUGCUGCGUGCUAACGGUGGCUAACGGUCACCGGAUGUGGUCGAAUUUGCUAGGUACAUGCACUGGCAGGACCGCGAGAGCCGAAAAGCUCGAGGAGGCGAGGUAGCAUCACGCUAAACGGGGUUCCCGAGGUGUCUCGUUGUGCCGUGUCAGUUUCACCGCCGCUUCAUCGUCAUUGUCGUUGUCAUCCCCACCACUGCUCUGCCCUGGAUAUCCGUGAUUACUGCGCAGUUGGGAACAUCGCCGAGCACGUAGAACGCCGCGGUAGGAAGGGAUCGUCUCCGAGAGGCGGACAGCUUGCAAACAUUAUCGACCGAUGGGUCGGUGGUUGGUCUCGUGAAGAGGGAGAACGAGAGAAAGAAUCGUAGCAGAAGCUGACACGAGCAGUAAGAGGAGAGAGAAAGAAAGAUCCGAGCCAUGACGAACUCAGCGCCCAAGCUCGGCAACGCCAGAGUGGACCGGCAGGCGUCGCCAAAGGUCAGCUACCAGCAUCAGCACAAUCAUCAGCAGAAAAAUCACAAUCGCUCCAGCAGCAAAUCAUCGCCGUUCCAAUACAAGAACGGUCGCCACGCGAUUGCGGCAACGGGAAAGACUCCGAAAGACGGUCGGCAGAGCUGCAGCCCAUACAGCUCUUCGUCGAAGAGCGCGAGGAACUCGCCGCAGCAUCAACAGCAGCAGCAGCAGCAGCAACAACCACAACCACAACCACAACCACAGCUCCGCUCCGAGCACCAUCGCAGUCCGAGCAGCAGUCCGACCAACAACAGCUUCUACGCGGGCGCCAAGUUUUCAGAGACGCCGUCGCCCGCGAGUGUGCCUAAGCCCCCGAGUCGCUGGACGAACACGACUUGCGAGCUGAUGAGCAGCUGCCACCAAAUGAACAGAGAGUAUACAAAGCAGCUGCGCAUAGUGCUAAACGUCCAGACCUGAUACCCGAGGACCAACGCGUCCACCACCAUCGCUGCCGUUCGCGAUACCAUCAAACGACCGUCAGCAGCGCUCGGGGUAUCAGAUACCGCACGGUAUCGUCAUUGAUAAUAAUAGAAUUAUCGGUAGACGGGUGAAGAGGACAGCAAGAUAAUGAUGAUAGUGGCGAUUGGUGUUGCAUGGUACGGGCCGCGUAUCACGUGGGUUUUCGAUUUUAUCGCGCGAGUGAACGUCUAAUCCGUCGUUCUUUAUGCUAAGCCAUUGUACAUCCAGCGUAUAGAAGAGAGACUUUAAACCGUUGACUGCAUCUUAUACCCGUGACGACGGCGAAAACGAUGACGACAACGACGACGUCUUCGUACAUUGGCAUCGUCCCGAUCGAUGUGCACGCGAGAUACACAUACGUUAUAUACAUAUAUGCACAUAUACGCACAUGUAUACAUAUACGUAUAUGUGUAUAUAUGCAUAUAUUGCGUUUUCUGGAACUCUCCACCAUACACGCGCCAUCUCUGCGAGGUGUAAGUAAUACUGUAUUUUAGAUUAUCAUUAUACUACUAAAGACUUAUAAGUACAUGACGGAGAAGCGUAAGAAGAGCCCCUCAGAAGCGUAAUCCUAACGUACAUAUGUAUUAUAUCUACGUAACAUUCGGAGACGCGCGAGAGAAAAAGCUAAAUGGGACAUUCUCAGUUUGGUGAGACGAUAAGCGCGAGUUUGCGAGCUGUCUUAUUUCGCGUGACUUUUCGAAUGUGCUUCAAUGUCGAUGUGUCGAGGAAAAAACAUAAAAGAGCAUAUCUGCGAUUAUUUUUCGCAAUUUGGCUUUUGCCAGAAAGAAAAGAAGGAAGCAACUUUUGUUGCGGGCCCGCGUCGGAGACGCCGCUGGUGUUCCCCGUACGCGUUUUUACCUCGUCGAGCUUCGCUCGCGGACAACAGCGACGUCAGAGGCGUCGCGACGUGUGCAAUUUCGCCGCUUCGUUGCCGCGCGGAGCGCGCUGGACGAACAACUCGCUCGUUUAACGACUGCCCGACUAAUGAUCGUUAUCAGUAUGCUUCUUCAUUGACUGAAUUUCUCUCGCGGACUUGAUCAUUUUCGUGAGUCAACGGAGACACGCACGCGUGCACGUAGUUUCAUUUCAAGCAGUUCUUUUUAGUUUUCGUUUCUUUUUCUUUUUUUUCAUUUUUUUCUUCUCUUCUUUUUUUUUCUUUUUUGUUGUUGAAAAUACUUUUAUUUUAUACUGCGUUAUCCGCGGACUAUAGGUAUAUAGAACAUGUAUAAUUUUGAGUUUGUCUGAAUGUGCGGUAGAAUAAAGGGUUGGCAGUUAAUCGACGUAUAUGACGCCGACGUGGGGUAACAUGAAGGGAUCGAGGUAUAUACAGAAAGAGAAUGUGAAUGACAGAUGCGUAGUUGUCGAAUGAACGCUUCAGUUACGUGACUGUUUCGUACGGAUGUAUUAUGAUAAUAAUCGUUAUGACAUUGCGAGACGAAUCCAUACUUUGACCACAUUUCUCGUGCCUGACUUGGCAUGUUUCAACUAUUCAACAACGUUCAAAUGACUGACGAUGAAUUGCACGUGACGUAAAUCUGAUGGUUUAUUUUUACGACUGCAAGUAAGAGAGAGAGAGACAAAAGAGAAUAUUGCUCUGGCAGGACCGUUGCAAAACGAUGAUGAUGCCGCAAGCAACAUCUCUUAUGAUCGACGAAUUACGGACUCAAUCUACACUUAUUAAGGAGCUUCGCGGACCUCUUGUUUCGCCAUUACAUUUAGAAAGAAUCGAAAUACCGAAUCCAUCCGAUGCUUUAUUUAAACAUACAGACACGGGGACGGGAGAAGCGUCGCGAUUAUUCAACACGACUAUCCACAGUCUUAGUUAAUUAACAUCAGAUUAACUGAUCGUCUUUUAAAUGAUGACCGUAUCUAUAAUGGAGAAGCAGGACUCGGCAACUAUGUCAGUUAAACUAAAGAGCGUCCCUGACAGAAAGUCCAUAAGUAAAUCAAGAACAACGGUUAACGGUGACCGACGUCACAGCGCGAAGGAUUCAACCCGUCCUCGAAGAGUUGGUUCUCUUCGUGUCGCGAGUCCGGAAAGAUUUUCGGUGUUCUUUUUUUUUCGUGCUAGCACAGGUCUAAGAGAUGAUAAGGUUUUUCGUUGUUCGCGAUGACACUUCACGGGCGCUGUUGUCAUAUCAAACUCGCACCACUUCUGUCCACACGUUGGGCAGAGCAAAUGGAUUUAAUCUACGAUAUUAUAUGAUAAUGUUAACGAUAACAUUUAAGGAUAAUGCUAACGAUGAUAGUAAUAAGAUAAGGCCUUACACGAUAUACACAGCAGCGUGGAGAAUACGAUCGAUUUGACAUCGUGCGUCAAAUCGGUGACGGGUUUUCCGUCGGUGUAGACUUUUAAAAGAUUCACGUUAUAUCUUCUUUAUUUUUCUUCUUUUUCUUCCUUUGCUUUGUCGCAAGCAAGAUCGUUUCAAGCCACAGACUAAGCAAAAUUAUUUGAUGUAGCGUUUUAAUUAGUGUUAUACUUUUUUUUUCCUUUUAACUUUCCGGAUAAGUUGCAAUAAUUUUCUUUCAACUGUAUAUAUAUGUCUCCUUACGUCAAUUCUUUCUUGAUAAGUGACUAGUCUUAGGAUGAGCUCGCGAGAUAACGCGAGAGAGUGGAAUGCGCGAUUGGGGAUACGAACUCGCAUCCUGCUGGAUAGGAGAAACGAUAUAUCAAAAUACGCGCAGUUUUCUCAAUUUUUCGAUUUCGCUCGCUCUAUAUUUCUAGUUUUGUAAGACGUUUCUUCGAGACGGUGUCUAUGUAACAGCCAACAACAGCGGUCGCGCGGUUAGGAGAUGACAAUCGAUCGAUCUGUUGAUCGAUUUAUUGAUUCGUAACGACCGAGAUUAUUGGUGGGGCAUACAGAUGAGAGAUGAAUGAACAACGCUCGUCGAACGUAGAGCUCUCGCAUUCGCGCGCGACUUCUUCCUUCUCGCUGUCGAGCGCCGUGCGCUUGGUAGCUUCAAGAGAAAAUCGAUGUCCCUCCACGACGUAAACGCGAGGAGAAAGUUUGAGAGUCGGUUUUCUUUUUCGCCGUCGCGAUUCGAUUCGAUUCGAUUCGAUUCGAUUCGCGAGCGCAAGGAUCGCGCCGGUUCGAGCAUACAUUUUUACGCGUUCGUAGUAUCGCAUACUUUCUCGAUAUUUCAAUUGGCACAUUAAAUGAGUAAGACAACAAAUCUAGGUGAAAUAUGUCUUUACAUGUGUCGAGGGCACAUUCGUCCAGCUGUUUCAAUCGUUCGUGUAAUUUAUUGGUACCGCGCGAUGUAUAUCAUUCUGUGAAGAAAUACUAACGCGUUUACGUGCAAGGAUCAAUGAUAAAGGGAUCGUGUCGCGCUAGAAUUUAAUCACCGGUGGUACAAGGAGCUAAAAGAAAUUCCAGAAAUUGUUUUGCAUUGUGUAAUUUGUUUAUUCCUUCUUGUAUCGCGAUAUACAUUGCAUGAAAAAAAUAUUUGGUACAGUUUUCUGGAAAAAAAUUUCAGUUUAUCGCAAUCAGAAAUGCCCUGUAAAUUCACGCUUAAUUUUUAAUCAUUUGCACUCUAUACGCAACAAUGUGUAUACUAACGUGCGUGAUUUUAAAUUUCUUAAAUACGUCGAUAAAUCCGUGUAUUUCUUUUAAUAUAAAAUAUGUGCAAUUCUUUUUUAUGUUAAUUAUCGCUUCUCCACGGAUCAAUGUGCUUCUUAUAGGCAACGAUGAUUAACGCAACAGGCUGGUUCCAUUUGUAAAUGUCCAAUAUUCCAGAACAUCGUGGAUCACAAGCGACCUUCAUCUUCUUCAAGAGUCGUCGAGUUCAGUUUAUCAUGACGAGUCUUUCGAACGAACGGCAAAGUUGACGUGCGAUUAAAAUGCAGAUCAAGCUUCCGAUCUUGACGACACGCGCGGGUUUCGAGACGGGUGAAUCGUCAAGGUUUCAGAAUGUGAUCGUAAUCCUUAAACGAGAAGGAAAUGAAUUAGAGUCACUGCCGUCCGGUGAGAAAAAGAGAGAGUGAAUGAACGAGUGAAUAAAUGAAUGAACGAGAGACAAAGACGGAAAAAUAAGCCAAACGAGACACAUGUAUCGCGAUUCCGGAAGAAACAAUGUGUAAAUAACAUUCGUCGUAUAAAACCAUAUAAUCUCGAUCGAACUCGAUCGACAAUUCGCGAUCUCGACUGCGGGAAUGAAUUUCGUCGCUUGUAAGACACACGGGCGUGAUCGAUCCUCGUUUCUGAUAGAAACCCUUUUAAUCAGAAUCGUGAAAUAACGUUCCCGAUCUUGAUUGGUGCCAAUCUAAUCUAAUAGAUAUAGUGUAUAGUACAACUAUAUAUGACCACUAUGAUUGUGUCUGUACGUGAAAAUAUAGUCAUUAGUAUUGUAAAUCAUAAACACUGGUUCUACGCUAAAGUGCAAUAAUUCUGUUAAAAAAGAUUACGUUAUAUAUAUAUAUAUGUAUAUGUAUAUGUAUAUGUAUAUACACGAAAAUAUUUCUCUAUGACGAAGAACGAAGAAUAAAAUGGGCAGCAAAUGUAGAAUUAAAAAAUUGGAAGCAAACUAAUACUUUGUAUCUCUGGGAGAUUAUCUUUUGAUAUCAAGUCUUGCCUAACGUUUUUAAUAAUAUAAUUAUUUAAAUAUAUAUUUUAUUUAUUUAUUAUCUCGUAUAGGUUCAUUUCGAACCGACAAAUUUUUUGGAAAAAGAACUACGGUUGAUGGUCGGAAACUAAAAUAGUACAGUACCAACAAUUUUUGGAUUUCCUGUUAUGACCAUUUUAGCAAAAACAUGGUGUUACCGAUCUUACCUUGAUGUUAUUUCGCGAUCGAUUAAAGGAUCUCUAGUUUCUGAUCGUUCGCGGAUGUUCGCGUAGAAACAUAGGAUACAUCUCGGAAGCUGCGAUGGGUGCCAGGUUCGAUUUUUGUGGCGUGAACGUACAAUCGGCGAAAAGAAUGUAAGCGAGAAUGCAUAAACGAAUAAGAAUAUGGAUGAGAAAAGAGAAGAAAGAAGUCGCGAGCAUGGACAGAGAAUUAAUCGUUUGGCGAUACGUAAAGGGGAGGGGGGGGGAAGGAUUCCUUGAGAAAUUAGCUGUGAUGAUUCGAUAGAUACUAUUAGCUUUUAAUUAAAUGAUAAAAUUAAUCGGUAUAAUAUAUACAUGUAUAUAUGUAUGUAUCUUACAUAUAUAUAUAUAUAUAUAUGUAUAUCUAUACACGCGGUACAUGUAUUAUAUAUAUGAUAAAUUAUAUAGAAAGAACACACGCAAAGUAACUUAAAUAUGAUAAGUAAUGUAAAAUAGUAAUGUUAUUAGUUGAGUAAACAGAUUUGCGAUACAUGAUAAAGAAGCGAACAGAGGUAGGGAAGGGAGGGAAGUGAGGAAGAAGAGAUGCGAGCCUGCAUUAUCUUCUUCUCUCUCUUUCACUUUCUCCCUUUCUCUUUCGUUCUCUAAAUCUCGGUGUCCCACGUGAGAUACGCAACGCAUCCGUAUUCUUCACGCUUUAAUUAUUAACGAACAUAAAUUUCUGACGGUUCGAUAGUAUUAUUAUCUGACAGACCGACAUGCGCGUGAGUGCGCUCGGAGGGUUUCGGAGGGCAAAGGCAUUUGCAAAGGAUGAUAGAGGAAAAUGAGAAUAGGUAACAAAAAAAGAAAAAAAAAAAACAGAAAAAAGAGGAAAUGCGCGACAGUGAGUGACAAUCCGAGCGCGUCUGUCUUCGCGGCUUUAAGAAACGCGUCCGUCGUAAUCGUGACUAAUAAGACAGAUACACACAAACGUAGCUGAUAAUAAUCGUAGUUCGUAGCUGUAACAUGUGCCGACGUACGUACGGUUGGGUCAUCCGAAGGAAUCGAUGCGGAUUUACAAGGCAGAUCGAAGGAUUGAGUGAGCGAAUGAACGACUCAGUGAUCGCCAUCUCCAGUGAGGAGAGAAUGUGCAUUUUCAUGAGAGGUGAAGGACUUGGACGUGUACAGUUGAUUAAUGUGUAUCAGGCUGAUCUCGUUUCUGCGGAAGAGAAACACAGGGAGACCGACCGAGUGAUCAUUGUGCGAUCCCCAAGUAUUAUAACAAUGCCCGGAAGGGCGGCAGGCGCGGUGGCGCUCGCGAAGAGAAGGUCGUGAUCUCCCUGGAGGAAGAGAAAGACCGACCAACGAGAUGCGGGACCCACAUUUAUCGGUCACCAUUUCAAUUGUGAUAUUGUAACGUACAAAAUCGCAAUGUAGACUUGAACUUAAAGCGGGCGGGAUUUCUUGGAGAAUCGAUGAACGGGAAACAGUGGAUUCGAUCCUCGAGGCGACCGUCCCAAUAAAUUCCGCAGUCCGUUGAUUUCUCGCGUUUACACAUGCGUCCGAAAACCGCGGAAAUCUCGAAGAGGCCGAUUAUCGUGCGUCGUCCGAAUAUCCCGUCGAAGCUUUUGAUAAUUCCGUGAGACUUCUUUCGUUUGCAGCCGCGGCGCUGUUUGCUCUCGCGAAAACAGGAUUUCUUCUUUCCGUAUCUGGGUCGCCUCGUUCAAUCGCGAUGAAUUUCCUGACGAAUCUACAACUUCUCGUAGUAACGAUGUCGUACUGUAGGAUGAUAAAGGGAGGAACUGUUUUUACAAAAUAUUUAUAAAGUCGGUAUUAUGUCGCCUAAACGGUUUCAAUUUGAUUUGCAUUUAAGUAUAAGUAAAUAUCUUAAUUCCUAGGGAGAGGAGAAGUCCCAAUAAUUCGUUUUUUAAUUACCAGUCAAAUACCGGAGAUUUUAUUCUUUGAGAAUACGAGAUUUCGAUUUCGAUUUCGAUUUCGAUUUGUUUUACAGGAAAUUGUCUUAUCGCGUGGCACGUAUUCGGUUUUCAGAGAGGUGGAACAUAUGUACGAUUUGUGUACGUAUAUCAUCUUUGCGGUUUUUCGUAGUGAGGAGGAAGCUAUUAAAAUUUCAAGGAUUCAGUUGCAAAAUUCUCCAAGGCUUUUUUACUAAUUUAUUACACAAGUUCUUUAAAAAGACGAUUCAAUACAGAACCAAUUAUUUUAGUUUAAAAAAUUAGAUUUUAUCUUUUUUUGAGGAAUUCUUGUUUUCUGAACGAAUAGGAACGUUAAGAAAGAAUUAAUUCUCGAUAAACAUUCGUAAUUAGACAAAAGUCAAAUGCGCAUACAUUUUUUAACAAAUAAUAGCGUUUUUGCACAGGAGGAAUUAUUACUUUUUAACAUAUCUUAUUUUUCUUCUCUUUUUAUAUUUACCGAAGUAAUAUAACAUGCAUUUUUAAGAGAAAUUUUGCAGAUAGAGGAGCAAACGAUUUCGAUACUUUUUCACGCGCCGCAAAGAUUUAAUACAAUCCUUUUUAUCACUUAUCUUGCGAAUUAUCGACGAAAUAACGAAAAACGAUUUUUAUGGAAGCAAAUGGUUUGUUAAAGCGACAGCAUGUUGUUGAUUAUCGUAAUCGACUUGACGUUUGACGUAACUUUUUCUCUAUAAAUUUCUUUUGAGACUACUUUCCUUACACAGAAUUGAGAGGAAUUCCGAAUUUCGCGAAUUGUCGAAUAGAGUAACGCAGGCUUUCAAAUACAUAAAGCGAAGACGUUGAAGCUCAUCGAGAAAGACAAAAAUCAGAAUGUACUCUGAAUGAUUGUCAAGCUCGCUCGCAACUUAGACUUUCCCUCGUCAAUGAAAGGGGAAAAGGUCGAUGGUGAGGAUUAUACUCGCCAAAGAUCUUCGGAAAAUUCGCAUUAUCGCUCUCGUCUCAUCAUACCGAGCGUUUGAUAGUAACAUAGGGACACAAACGAACACACAACCACACGAAACACUAUGUCGAUUAAUUAAAUAAGCCUUAAAUUUAGAAUUAAGUUGGCAGAGGUUUGAUAGAGCGAAACGAAAUGGUAUGAAGGAGAGAGGAAAAGAGAGAGAAAGGAAGAUAGGUAUAAUUAUUAUAUUAUAAUAAUUAUAAUUAUAUCUAUCUCGUGUGUAUAAUUGUUAAUCGAGAAGCGCUCACGGUCCCAUGUGUUUCACAAAGGAUCCCGCGACUUUAAAAAGAAGAAAAAACUGUGCGCGUAUCCCUCCCUGAUGAUAUUAAUUUAAACGAUUGUUAAAUUGUUGUUUAACUCAUCGUACAUUCCUUCGGCUUUUAUUUUCUUCUCUCCGUGAGUUUUUAAUCGGUUCGAUGCUAAAUUUUGCCUCGUGCUGCCCUCUCUUUUCGUAUCGCUCAUAUACUCUUGCCCGACAUUUAUAAGCCCUCUCGUCUUCGUUUUAUCUUUAAUUAAUUUUUAAGAAUCUUUUUUAAUCGUUAUUAAGAAAACUCUGAGGCACGCAGUUCGAUCUCGAUCGUCUUGCGGGCAUUCACGCGAGUAUGAUUGCCGGGAUUGCGUAAGUACGUGGCGCGGCACGACAUUCUGCAUUCGUAUUUAGGAAUCGUAUCAAUCUCCAGCCGACCAAGUGUCGCAACUACACACGCAAGAGAGAACGACUGGAAAAUACAGUGGAAAUGUGAUUCUCAGAUAUAAGAGAAUAUAGAUUAUAUAUUGCGACAUAUUUCUGCUGUAUUUGCGCUUUUAAUCCUUCCAAUACGCCUGUGGCAUCCCGAGCGGAAUCAGGCUUACUUAUGAGCGAUCGAUCCUAUUCAUUUGAGAACAUCGCGGAAGCGCGUCUCUCUCUCUCUCUCUCUCUUGCAUGUAUCAAGAAUAAUAUAUAAUAUAUUAUCUUAUAUGACAUAACAACAUUCAUUCUCUCUCCCUCGUGCAUCGCUAUCACGACAAUGAUACUUUCGUAAAAAUGCAAUUAAUGCGUUUUGCUACAAAACCACGCCGCGUACUCGCGCGCCUCAUCAAACCCGAUGAACGUUCAAUUAAAAAAAAAAA
This is a messenger RNA of Ooceraea biroi (clonal raider ant), 10387 nucleotides long. Its product is annotated as proline-rich nuclear receptor coactivator 2. The record is from RefSeq and is a predicted model, not a curated record. NCBI's taxonomy places the organism in Eukaryota, Metazoa, Arthropoda, Insecta, Hymenoptera, Formicidae.